UUUGGAUAGGCGGAAGACUAGCCAUAAAGAAACUUGUAAAGAGUCAAAAUAUUGAAGAAGGAAGAUGAAGCUUUCUGAGUAUUUUGCACGAAUUGGCUACACAGGAUCUUCCGACAACACUGACCUGGAGACACUUAGCAGAAUACUUGAAAAACAUGUCACAUCUAUUCCCUAUGAAAAUCUCAGUCCACACUGUGGAGAAACAAUUGAGCUCAACAUGGAAGCGAUCUUUAAUAAAAUGGUGAGGAAGCAUCGAAGUGGUUGCUGUGUGGAAAAUAAUGCAUUAUUCUGGUGGGUACUAAAGGAGAUGGGAUACGAAGUGAUGUUUAUACCAGUAAGAUUGUACAAACCAGCAAAGGAUACUUAUGAAUCCUACCCAUCUCAUUGUGUCCUCAUAGUCACCAUUGAUUCCAAGCGUUACAUGGCUGAUGUGGGCUUUGUUUCAUCCAACUACACGCGACAACCCCUGGAGCUGGUAUCAGGCAAAGAGCAGACUCAGUUUCCAGGGACAUUCCGUCUGACUGAAGAUAACAAUAUCUGGUAUAUGGAUAAAACUGUAAGAAAAUUUUACAUUGAAGGUCAAAGCACUAACAGUGAGUCUCUGCAGAACCAACCUUCCUCCCAAAAACUGUUCUGCUUUGACCUCAAACCUUGUAGAAUUGAGGAUUUUCAAGACAAAUUAACCUACUUAUUAACAACUCCUGGGGCCAUGUUUAAAGAAUUAUCCUUUGUUUGCUAUCAAACCCCGAAUGGCAUAAAAACUCUGAAGGGUACAACCUACACUGAACAGAUCUAUAAUGGGAAAGAUGGAAAGGACCUGAGAACCUCCGUAACUCUGACUGAAGAGGAAUUACAACAUGCAAUCAAGGAGACAUUCAACUUGAUUUUGGACAAGAAGAUAACACCUGUGAAUAAUUUUACUUGUUUCCUGAUUGAAUAACAUCAGAUGAUAAUCUCCAGCAUCAUAUUUCCUCUUCUGAAAGUUAAUGUAUUAUAGGAGUUCAGAUCUGUCAGGUUUACCAAUUUCAUUGGGGAAUAAAUCAGUAAUUUUAUUAGGACUUGUACAAUAAUAUCACGAAUGAAAAAUCAAUUUAUAGAUUUAAAGAUUAAUCAUUUUAUAGCUAAAUGAUGGCAAUUUAUAGAUUUACCUUUUGUUUUAUUGGGGUGAAGUGAAAUCAGUUUACUGGUUUCAAAGGAUGCUGCUCUCCAUUGUAUUGAUGACAUAAUAUGCAAACUACUCAUCUAAAAUCUCAUCAACUAAUUAAAAGCCUUGGAUUUUGUUUUCAGAGAAAAAUAAUUUAAAUAAGCUGGGACAUUAUAAAAUGAAAAUUUACUAAGGGAUUUCCAAAUAGCAUUAUCUAAAGCAGCUUGAAAAGUUAAUCUUGGGGUAAAUACCUGAACAUGAAUAUUAAUCCACUAGAAAGUAUAGCCGACAUUGAGAUCUUCAAGUAUCUCUGGUGAUGAAGCUUUUCAAAUACCUUUUGUUGCUGAAACAAAAGUUUAAAUCUGUAAUGUGUCCUCCAGGGGAGGAUUUCUGUAGCAAAGAAUAGCACGGGGAUAUCUGAGAAUGAGCCAUCAAAAUUCUCUGGAAAAAAUUGAUUGUCGUUUUUGUGAUCCAACAGCCAGGUACAAAAACCUCCUGUGAGAAGCUGUCUUUAUAAACCUGCUGGUAUUGCUCCAGGGGGAAAAAGACAGCCAAAAGCUUGGAGGAGUAUCCAGUAACAUCAAGAAGAAGGAAUUUCUGUGCUGACUGCAUUCUGCAAAAAAAGUGAUCAUUCCUGAGAGAAAGUUGAUGGCAAACCAAGAGAUUUCCACAUUUUUAAAAGCUGACAUAUAACUGUUUCCAGAUGAACUACCAGUUCAGCAUUUAAUUCCUUCAUU
Molecule: messenger RNA, 1881 nt
Organism: Chiloscyllium plagiosum (whitespotted bambooshark)
Lineage: Eukaryota; Metazoa; Chordata; Chondrichthyes; Orectolobiformes; Hemiscylliidae
Source: RefSeq, a predicted model, not a curated record